GAAACGCCUGCAGCUGAGCUCGCGCUGUAAUCUGUGACAACUGGCAAUGGACAGCAGCACCGGAGGAGCCGUGAAACCGUCUUACACAGAUAUGAAGCGUCCAAAGAGCCCCGACUGGCUGGACAGCAGCCCCCCUCCCAAGAGUCAGGAGAGACAGGAGGAGGAAGAUGAGGAGGAAGAUGAGGAGGAGAAAAGAGUGGUGGCAGUGCACAGGGCCAAACGAGAGCGCCGUCAAGGCAGCAGCAGUGCCACAAUGUGCCAGGUGUGCAACAUCCAACUGAACUCUAGCGCCCAGGCCCAGAUCCACUACAGAGGGAAGACGCACCAGAGGAGGCUGCGCCGACUGGCAAAGGCCGUCAGCUCAGGUGCCCUCUCCCAGAGCCAAGUCCACCCACUCCUGGGCUCCCUGCCUCUGCCAGGUCGACCCCUACAGCCGCAGACUCAUGCCCAGCUGGAGCACUUCCUGCCGCUCAGGGUCAACAGCUCCUCGCCACUCAGCCUCUUCCCCAAUUUCAGCACGAUGGACCCAGUGCAGAAGGCAGUGAUCAACCACACUUUUGGUGUGGCUCCACCCAAGAAGAAACCCAUCAUCUCCUGUAACAUCUGUCACCUGCGCUUCAACUCCACUACCCAGGCUGAGGCCCACUACAAAGGUCACAAACAUGCUCGCAAGCUGAAGGCCAUGGAGUCCCAGAGGAACCGGCAGAAGAACGGACACAGUCCAUCCGCAACAGGGAAAGACCGAGAGAGGGGGAUGAUGGGAGGAGGAACGGUGCCCACGGACUCGCAUCUGAAACACAUAACAGGCCCAAGUACUUCCUCCCAACCUGCACAGCAGCAACUAGAAAAUGGCCAGGGAGGCUUGCCGGCACCUGCUCCACCCUCACAGCCUUCACUCACAGACUCCACCUCAGUCCACUCUCCUCAGCUGUCCCCACAAAUCUCCCCUGGCUCUCAGCUUUCUGAUCUGCCCUCAGACAGUCCACCCAUGGAAGGGUGCGGCCCGGCCACCGGUUCAGCCCCACAGUCUGACCCUCAGGGGAACUCCACAGGAGGCGAGGAAGAGGAGGUGGUGAAGGUGGAGGAAGCUAAGGAUGCCAAGAGCAACAAAAAACAACCUCUCCACUGUCCUACGUGCAAAGUGACGGUCAACUCCAGCUCCCAGCUGGAGGCUCACUGUAGUGGCUCUAAGCACAAACAGAUGCUUGAUGGUCACAACAGCAGCCAGUCACAACGCAGGGUCAAGAUGACAUCACUGCCCCGGCCCACUAGCCGAAUUAAGCAGCGAAUGGGCAGCAAGACCAGGGCGGUUGUGGGCGUAUCCAGCCAGCCCUUUCACUGUGAGAUGUGUCAGGUGUCUGUCAACUCAGAGACACAGCUGAAACAGCACAUGAGCAGCAGGAGACACAAAGAGCGUUUGGCUGGGAAGCCUGUCAAGGCGAAGUUCACCCCCUAUAAUAAACUACAGCCCAGUGCUAUCUUAGCGACUAAACUGGCCCUGCAGAAGCAGCUAUCUAAGGCCCUGCCGGCAGGGUUCCUGACCAGCCCCCUCAAUCCAGCUGCCUUGUGCACCAUGCCGUCUGGACCUUUGGCGCUAAGGCUGCCACCAGGUCCCACAGCUAUCAUCCAGGGUCCCCUGAUCAGCCCCACCCUCUUCAGGCCUGCGCCGGGACCUCUGAGGGCCACACAUGCACCUAUCAUCUUCUCUCCUUACUAGCAAUGAGCCACGCUAGACCGGAGGACCUACAGAGGAGUGGACCUAACCUCGCCAAAGCUGGACUGGCAGAAAAGUUAAACUUGGUCGGUGAGGACAAAGCACGGGACCCCCUGAGGGACACUAUGCAGCGGCUGCGAUGGCAUCCUAUCAGCGUGUCAAGUUUGGCAGGUGUAAGUCAUAAGAACAGUAUGCACAAUCCCCUGGUGUGGAUUGAGAUUUCAGCGCUGACUGACCAGUGUCGCCACCCCCCUUAAAAAUGGAAGGACCAUCGCUCAGCUGUUUCCCCUCAACAAAACUUUUGAGUGCAUGUUCCCCGGGGUCUGGACCCCUCUGGAAGCCAUAAUGACAAGCAUCUUUUAGUUUUAUUUAUAAGACAAUUAUAGGCAAAUACACUAGAGUGUGUAAAUGUUACUGAGUGUUUGUUGCCAAAAUUCUUUCACUUUCAGAGCUUUCUAGUUGUACUCUGGGAGAAGAGGUACAAAACUUCAUUCCUGCUUUAGUUUAUAACCAAAAUCAAGUUGUGUUACUCCAAUGAAAGUGGCUAUUCCCAUAUAACCGCCCUCCACCAAUGAAAAGAGAGACCAGAUCCUUAACUUUGGAUCACUGAGGAUAUUUACAGCCAUCGUCUGAAAUGAUGCCUCUUCUAUAUAAUUUAUUUUAGAUAAAUACAUCCAUUUGUUCCGUUUAAAGUGUUUCUCCUGCUCUCUUUGUUACGAAGUGACAAUCAACCACCACCCUGAUAUGAUGCCAAGAAUAAUCCCCAUAUGGAGACAAACAUCUAACGCAUACAGUGAGAUGGUUUUAUUAUAAGUCAUAGAAUUUAAAACAGAUUUAGCGACAGCUCGGUGCUGUUUGUGCAAUAUGAAGAGACAGACUGAUGUGUAAUGUUUCCUAAAAAUUAAAUGAUUUAUCCACAAGUUUUUAAAGGUCCAGUGUGGAGGUUGCAGGACGAAAACUUCUCCCGUGUGCCAAGCGUGUAGGAGAACUACGGUGGCUGAUGGAAAAAUGCGAAUGACCCUGUUUAGAGCCAGUGUUUGGUUUGUCCAUUCUGGGCUACUGUAGAACAACAUGGCGGACUCCAUAGAAGAGGACCUGCUCAAUAUGUAGAUAUAAGCAGCUCAUUCUAAGGUAACAAAAACACAACUAUUCUUAUUUUCAGGUGAUUAUAAACUAAUGACUCAUAGGUAUAAAUAUUAUAUACUAUUUCUGCUACGGCGCCCCUACAUCCUACACACUGGACCUUUAAAAGUGUCUUUGACGUCUUUAUUAAACUGUUUUUAUAGAGCUGUAUUUAAAACCACAUUCUUUCACUUUCCCCUCCGACCUGUUUGUGCUGACUCAUCCUAAGCAAUAUGUAUUUUUGAAGUGUCACCUGGUAAAAUUAAUGACUAGUGUAACUGUGCAUCAAUUUGCAAUAAUGUAAAUGAUUAUGUGCUACAAAUGUCGAUACUGUAUU
Messenger RNA from Epinephelus moara (kelp grouper), 3173 nucleotides. RefSeq names its product zinc finger protein 385C-like. Gene Ontology annotation, cellular component: nucleus. The coding region runs from base 47 to 1717 and encodes 556 amino acids. The transcript is spliced from 9 exons. NCBI's taxonomy places the organism in Eukaryota, Metazoa, Chordata, Actinopteri, Perciformes, Serranidae. Gene Ontology annotation, molecular function: zinc ion binding; nucleic acid binding. The record is from RefSeq and is a predicted model, not a curated record.